This is a messenger RNA of Salvia splendens (bonfire salvia), 1963 nucleotides long. Its product is annotated as rhamnogalacturonan I rhamnosyltransferase 1. The record is from RefSeq and is a predicted model, not a curated record. The transcript is spliced from 8 exons. NCBI's taxonomy places the organism in Eukaryota, Viridiplantae, Streptophyta, Magnoliopsida, Lamiales, Lamiaceae. Gene Ontology annotation, cellular component: cytoplasm. Bases 381 to 1862 code for a protein of 493 amino acids.
UUGAAAAAAAGAAAUAACUCUGCGCAGCCCUCGAAUCACAAAGGAUCUCUCACACACUAAUGCCUUCUCUUUCUCUUCCCUAAACCACUGCUUGCUCCAAAAUUGCUGAUAUGGGAUCUACAAAGGCGUAAUCUUUUCUUCUGUAAUGCCAUUGAAUUAGAAUGUGCUCGUGCUAUAACGAAUUUUCUUGAAUUUCUGUUUUGGAGAGGAAUCUCAAAUUCAAUUUCAAGAACCUAGUCAAUUAGAUUCAGUGUUUUAUCAAAUCCAUAUCAAUCCGAUUUCGUGAUUUCCUCCUUAUUUCUGGGGCGAGGGAUUUUUAUGGGGUGGUUGCGAUGCGCAGAAUAUAGGGCUGUGAGGAGAGUGAUACAAGGCGGGUAGUGAUGAGGCACAAAACGGCUGCGUUUGGAGGGGAGAGGCUGAGGAAUAAUGGGUUGGUGUCACGGUCGAGAAUGAGGCUAUGGAUGAUCAGAGCAACCACCACUAUUUUGCUGUGGACUUGUGUAGUUCAGUUGACUGCAUUGAGUGAAACUUGGGGGCCUCGCAUCUUGAAAGGCUGGCCUUGCUUCUUGCACAAACCCGAGCCUGCAUUCGGCCUUCAUUCCUCGCCCCGUCUCCCUCUUCCCCCGAAGAGGGACUAUAAAAACAACGGUUACUUAAUGGUUUCGUGCAAUGGAGGGCUUAAUCAAAUGAGGGCUGCAAUAUGUGACAUGGUUGCUAUUGCUAGGUCUUUGAAUGUUACGUUGAUAGUUCCUGAACUUGAUAAGACUUCCUUUUGGAAUGAUCCGAGUGAAUUUCAAGACAUAUUUGAUGUCGAUCACUUCAUUACUUCACUGAGAGAUGAAGUUCGGAUACUCAAGGAGCUACCUCCACGUGUCAAGAGCAGAGUAGAGCUCGGAAUUAUUCAUACAAUGCCCCCGAUUAGUUGGUCUGAUAUCUCAUACUACCACGAUCAGGUUCUCCCUCUCAUUCAGAGAUAUAAAGUUGUCCAUUUGAAUAGGACAGAUGCUCGUUUAGCAAACAACGGUCAGCCCUUGGAGAUUCAGAGGCUACGCUGCCGAGUAAACUUUAGUUCCUUAAGAUUUACACCUCAAAUAGAGGAACUAGGUAGAAAAGUAAUCAAAAUAGUGAGGCGAAACGGCCCUUUCUUAGUGCUUCAUCUCAGGUACGAGAUGGAUAUGCUCGCCUUCUCUGGUUGUACUCAAGGGUGCAACUCUGAGGAGGUAGAAGAGCUAACGAGCAUGAGAUACGCUUAUCCUUGGUGGAAAGAGAAAGUCAUAGACUCCGAUUUCAAGAGGAAAGAGGGGUUGUGUCCGUUGACACCCGAGGAAACUGCACUCGUGUUGAGGGCAUUGGACGUUGAUCCCACCAUCCAGAUUUACAUUGCUGCUGGGGAAAUAUAUGGCGGUAAACGAAGAUUGUCAACACUAAUAUCUUCUUAUCCAAAUCUCGUUAGGAAGGAGACGCUUUUGGAGCCUUCGGACCUUAUGUUCUUCCAAAAUCACUCCUCUCAAAUGGCUGCAUUGGAUUAUCUUGUCUCGUUGGAGAGUGAUAUCUUCGUUCCCACAUAUGAUGGCAACAUGGCUAAAGUUGUCGAAGGCCAUCGCAGAUAUCUUGGAUACAAGAAAACGAUCCUCGUGGAGAGGAGGCUACUGGUCGACCUAAUAGACCGUUACAGCUCAGGAUCACUAAAUUGGGACGAAUUCUCUAGCGCGGUGAAGGCAGCUCACGCUGAUCGGAUGGGAAAGCCGAGAAAGAGAUUGGUGAUACCCGACCGUCCUAAAGAGGAGGAUUACUUCUAUGCCAACCCUUGGGAGUGUUUACACACAUCAUUAGAUGAUGAGGAAGUGGUAAAUAGUGUGUGAGUGUUUUUUAUACAGAUCAAUAAAUACCAUUCUUGUACAGAAUUCAAUUCAAUCAGCUGCCUUUGUAACAUACAUUCAAAUAUAGAUUAAUGUUUUUUUCA